This is a messenger RNA of Pseudo-nitzschia multistriata, 2555 nucleotides long. Lineage: Eukaryota; Bacillariophyta; Bacillariophyceae; Bacillariales; Bacillariaceae. The record is from the annotation of a GenBank genome assembly.
GACAAGAAAAAUCGCACCGUUAUCAUUGUUAUUUUUUUCAUCCUGGGUACUGUACUCCCUCUGCUUAUCAGCGCCAGCAGUAUCAAUACAAACGCUGUCCUGCUACAAACGAAACAACAAUCAUUGCAUUUUACAUUUACCAUGAGCGGUGGAAGCACAACAAUGAAGAUGCUCGAUAUGGCUAUUACCGAUCUCGAGUGUCGAUUGGGUUUGAAACCCGGCCAAGGCACUGGCAGCGGCAAGGGCAAGCAGCCCAAAGCCAAGAAAAACAACAACAAGAACAACAACAACAACAACAAUAAGGACAAGAACAAGAACAAGAACAAUGGACCGAGUCCAGAGGAACUUGCGGCCCAACCUGAAAUCUGCAAACUCCAGUUCAAGGUAGGCGUGAUCACCAAGGUGUGGAACCACCCGAACGCCGACCGUUUGUACUGCGAAGAGAUCGACGUUGGGGAAGAAACCGGUCCCCGCCAGAUCGCUAGCGGGUUGCGACCCCAUUUUUCCCUGGAGGAAAUGAUGGGACAGCGGCUAUUGGUCGUGGCCAACCUCAAGGCCAAGAACCUCGUGAAAUUCAAGUCCCACGGGAUGGUUCUCUGUGCGGCUUCGAAGACAGACGACGGGAUCGAAACCGUCGAGUUUGUCGAACCGCCCGAGGGCGCUUCCCCGGGCGACACGGUAUCCUUCGAAGGUCUGCCGCAGCCCAUCCCGCUUGCGGCCUCGCAGGUUGAAAAGAAAAAGGUUUUUGUCAAUUGCCUCGAGGGCAUGGUCACCGACGGUGAGGGAAUUGCGACCUGGAACGGGCACCGGUUUGAGGUGAAAAACAGUUCGGGAGAAACACAGGGCUACUGCAGAGCAAAGACGAUCUGCGGCGGAGCGAUGCGGUAGUGCCUUUCGACAAUAUGGAAUAGCGAACACUCACUCGAGCACAAACGUAGGCGCAGGCGCUAACCAUAUGGCAACGAUUAUCAAACAAUUGGUAGUAACCUCUAUCUCCGACCCUCUGCUGAUCUAUCUUGAAAAUGAAUGAAUGUUGUAAUUAAGAUAUAGAGUAACUUAUAAUUAUAAUCUAUUGCAUUCUAAAUUCAGGAAUGAAAGCGAUCGAUCUUUUUUUUGUGCUGCCGAUGAUAACAGACGGGAGAAAUUACCUUGUUGCGUUGUAAGGUAACGAACUAUUCAUGAGCAUGGAUCACUAUUUAUGGGUUAGCAUCGCAUUCAGAGCCAGAUGCGUUUGCCCCCGUUAGUUCGAAGUAUUUCAAUCCAAGUAUCCCAAGAGGUUGAGGCAGUUGUUGAGGAACUGAUCCAGAUUCAUCAUCGAUGUGGUGGCCUCCGAAGCCACCGGGUUCAUCGAUAAGGCACCAGCAAUCAAUGCCAUAGAUAUCGCCAUCUGAGGAACCGGGACGUUACUCUUGUCACCGGUUCGAGUUUCAGGAGCACCUGGCACUCGAUUCUUUGGCAUGUCGUCACAGACCUCACCGUCCGAUGGCUCGAUAAGAUCUUUAACAAAAUCGUCAAAAACAAGCAUCUUGGCGUACUGAUUGUAGUUGACGGGUGGAAACGAUGCCACGGGGGUGUUCUGGACAUAAUCCGACAAGAUUCCCCAUGUGCCGACGUCGUUUCCAGUGUUUGGAUCCCUCUGUUGGUUGUCGUUGACCAGUGGGAUACUGGCCAAAUUCGCCUCGGAUCGGACGCGAUUGACAACCUCCUUCGAAUCUCCGAAGGACGUGCCGCUCGAAAUUCCCGACCGUCCGGUAGGCGCAAAUUCUGAAAAGUAGGGAGAAUCCUCUCCUUUUUUGGAACGCAAGUCGUCGUGGGCUGAGUUUCGCCAUUUCCAGUAUUGCAUGAUCAAAUCGUCGCCCAAACCGCCAACCUUCAGGCGUGGCGAGCCCCAGUCUUCGAUUCGGGAUGCCUGGCCCUGCAUGAUGCUCGCAUCCUCUAGCGCAAUAUGAUAAUUCCAGUUGUUCACCAAGGCUGUCAGGAAUAGCCUUGUUCCUGGAAAGGAAGUAAUCGUCGACAAAAUCGGUCCCCUCGGCAGAUGCUGCCUUAGUAGCACCCUUGUCCUCUGGGGGGCAAUUGGCACAAUAUGAAAUUCCUCCUCGAAGCCGGAAACACCGCCGUGCCGGACCACGUUGGGAGGGUCGAAUCUUAAUAAUUUCUUAGGACGGCCGUUCUCGCCAAAUUUUCCAAUGUGACCCAUACCACAGUCAUCCGUGAAGAAUUUCAAUCUCAAUUUCGGCAAAUUGGAAUUGAGCAUCCCGAUGCUUUCGAUAGGUGGCACAGACCCAUCAUGCAAGAAGAACAAAUGGGGUGAAUCGAGGUUGUUCUCCACAAUGUAAGAAUAAUCAACAGAAUAAUCUAAUACAGUAUCCACAGGUACGGUCUCCAUGUCCCCCUUGCGCCUCGAUGGUAAUAACGACAAAUCAGCCUCCAAAACGUUGCCUCGCCAGACGUAUACCAAUCCCUGAUGCUCGACAACAGCUCGAUGGUUACCGCAGUUCGAUUUCGUGACUCGAUCUAAGAUCUUCUUUCCCCCUUGGACGGUCUCAUCGCCCUUA